Messenger RNA from Cladophialophora bantiana CBS 173.52, 579 nucleotides. RefSeq lists its product as uncharacterized. Gene Ontology annotation, biological process: superoxide metabolic process. The record is from RefSeq and is a predicted model, not a curated record. The transcript has a single exon. The coding region runs from base 1 to 579 and encodes 192 amino acids. NCBI's taxonomy places the organism in Eukaryota, Fungi, Ascomycota, Eurotiomycetes, Chaetothyriales, Herpotrichiellaceae. Gene Ontology annotation, cellular component: mitochondrion. Gene Ontology annotation, molecular function: superoxide dismutase activity; metal ion binding.
AUGGAUCUUCAUUACAACAGACACCACAGAACUUACAUCACCAAUCUGAAUGCGGCGCUCGGCGCACAAGCAGAAGCAGCCUCUUCCAACAAUCUGGUGAAACAACUCGAGCUUCAAUCCGCCAUUAACUUCAAUGCUGGUGGACAUAUCAACCAUACCCUCUUCUGGGAGUCGCUUGCUCCUGCUUCAAGCGGGAACAAUAACCUCUCUGCCGUUGCUCCUACCCUCGGCGAUGCCAUCACCAAACGGUGGGGCAGCUUCGACUCCUUCAAGGCGGCCUUUGAGUCCUCUGCUUUGGCGAUACAAGGGUCUGGCUGGCAAUGGCUUGUUCGGGAUCCGCAGACAAAAGGACUGGAGUUAACCACGAGCAAGGAUCAGGACUUGCCUAAAGGGGGAAAGGGGAUUGUGCUGGGUGUUGACAUGUGGGAGCAUGCGUACUAUAUACAAUACUUCAACAACAAGAAGGAAUACCUCACCAAGAUCUGGGACGUGAUUAACUGGCAGACUGCCGAAAAGAGAUACAACGGCGAUCCAAGAGCUGCCUUCGGAUCGUUGGCCGGAUUAGUCGGACAUUUGUAG